AUGGAUAAAUUGGAUAAACACAAGAAUUGUGGAAAAUGCAUUGAAUAGUUUGAAAUAAAUAAGUAAAAGCAUGAUGGAACAUAUAAAGAACUUAAAACAAAAAUUCUUGGGUCAAGACCUAUGGCAAAAUUUAUAAUGUAUGACGGCGAAGGUAAUUAUCAAAAGAAAUUGAAUCAAGAGCACUAAAAUCAUAAAGUUUAGAUUGAUAUGACUUGGAAGAAUGCAGAUUAAGAAGGGUGUAAAGAUUAAGAAAGUGAUUAAUAAUUAAUUAAAGAUUCCUAAAGUUUAGUUUUACCGAGAAUAUAUCAUCAUAAGCAAGUUACUGAUUUCAAACCUAUUCAACCCAUUCCAACUUAAGGUAUAGUGAUUUUUAAUUUAGCUCACAUCAAUAGAUAUGGAAAAUAUAGCCAGAGAUAUCUCUUAAGAUCAGAUCCAAUGAAUUUAAGUGAUAAUAAAUUAGAUGAUUACUUGCCCUCCUCAUAGAAAUACGGACGGUUUUAUUUAAGUGAAGAACCUAAAGCAAAAACCAUUGUUUCUGAGGCUCAACCUUAUGAGGGAUAUCAUCCAAUCAGUCCAUAAUAUAAUGUCUUUCCAGUUGAAAAGCCAAUUUUAAAAUAUCAUAGUAUGAAAUCAUAAUUGUUCAAAUAUAAAUGA
This is a messenger RNA of Paramecium tetraurelia, 654 nucleotides long. RefSeq lists its product as uncharacterized. The record is from RefSeq and is a predicted model, not a curated record. The transcript is spliced from 4 exons. Lineage: Eukaryota; Ciliophora; Oligohymenophorea; Peniculida; Parameciidae.